AUGGAUAACUUCGAGUACAGCAUCCAGCUGAACGACAGGGACUGGGCUGAAUUCUUGCAGGCGGCCGAGGAAUGCGACCUAGCGCCGGCCUCCCUGGCCACGGCGGAGGAGCAGUGUCUCAGUGACAUUGAGCAAGGGGACGGCGUGCCCGCUCCGCGCAGCGCCAGCGUGGACGGGGAGCUGGCAGCGAGGCCGGGCAGCGGGCCAGGGGCUGGCAGGGCGAGCUGCUCCCCACGUGGGCUGCCCGGGGCGGACGAGGACGAAGCGGACCCGUGCUCGGCCAGCAGCUUUCUGCGUGGGAGCGACCAGCCCGGCUGUCUGCUGCCCGCUCCCAUGCCCAGCGCGCAGGGGACGCAGCCGCCUAGUCCCCCCGUGGCCGAGAGCAUCCCAGGGCAGGACGCGGCAUGCGAGGUGGCAGCGCCGCAGAUGGCAUCGGGGGAAGGAGCCACGACCACCAGCAGCAGCAGCAGUGGGGCCAUGGAGCCUGCUGGCCACCCCGCUGCACCCCGUGCCCCUGCGCACGGAGGGGAUGCCGGGGGGGAGCAGCCCCGUGGAAGCCCGGUGGCGGCACAAGCGGGUGCCCCAGAUGUUUCGGCAAGAAAAAGUCUUAGCGCAGCUGCCUGCAUGGAGCCUGGGGUGCAGGGACCCCCUCCCAACCUCCCCCCCAGCCCUGCCCCGGAGGCUGCUCCCAGCUGCCCGGCACGGCCCCCAGACCCUGGGCAGAAAGCGGGGCCGGAGCCCAGCUCCCCGGAGGUGGUGAGACCCAAGGUGCCAGCGCAGAUGAGGAAGAGCCGUAAGCAGCGCGGAGCCGGUGCUGCCGAGGUGACCCCGGUGGACAGGGAGCCAGCGGGGACCCCGGCACAGGGCAGCGGGGCACCCACCAGGGCACCAUCGUCCUCCCCGCUGGCCUCGAGGAAGAGCAAAGGGAAGGAGAAGGCGGCCAAGCCGGCACCCAUGCGGCUGGGGAGCGAGGAGGCAGCGGAGAGCAAACGGCCGGCAGCCAGCCCUGGAACAGAUGAGGGAGAUGUGCCCACAAGCAUCCCCCCAAAGCAGAAGGCGAAGGAGCCGGGGGCACAGUCCCCGGGGAAGACGAGGGCCCCCAAGCUCCCCAAAGCAGGACAGGCAGGGGGAUCGGGCGUGCGCGACGACGUGCCGGUGAUUCUUACCACCGCAGCCCCAGACCCUCCAGGAGAGGCGUGCCGGGAGGGGAAGGCUCUCCGUCCCCAAAGCGUGGCUGUCCCUGCAGGGAAUGCUGCCAGGGGGAGCCCUGGGGAGCCUGCAGCUGAGCCCCCCGUGGAGGUGAGCCCCCCAGGCUCUGCAGCCGGGGGCUGCGCAAGGGCAAACUCGCUGGAUGUGACUUGGCCCGAGAUGUACGACUAUUUGUUCUGUGACUCCCAAGGGGAAGAAGAAGCAAUGGGGAACUCGGUGGAGGGCGAGAAAACACCCUUGGAAAGGGAAAUAUCCUUGCCUGAACUGUAUGAAUAUUUUUUCAAUGAACCUGAAGGAAACAGGAAAAAAGUCAAGGGUAAAGAGAGGAAGCGAAAGAAGUUGAGCAGCUUGGACCGCGAUCAGCAGAAAGAGGAACCCGACCUGGCGCUGGUCAAAGAGCCCCAGGCUGCCACGGUCCCGGAGCUGUACGAACACUUCUUUCCUGACAGGCCUUGGAACAGGGGGGGCUGGCGGGGGCUUUUCUUCACCACGCCAGCCUCUGAGGUGAAGAAAGCCGUGGGGGCUUUGAGGUCCUUCCUGCAGAGGCCGAUGCACCUUGGCAGAGGCCAAGUGCCGGUGCCGCCGGCUCUGGCGCGGAGAGGAUCCGGAGAGCCGCUCGCCCUCGUGCCGCUGGGAAGAGGCCAGGCACAGCCCCAAGCUUUGGACAUGGCCCUUGCCCUGAGAGGGAUACCCGAGGCCCCGUUGCCGCUGACCCACAAGGACAUGUGUCUCGUCUUCUGCGCCUUCGCCUCCUGGGCGGUGAAAACCUCCGACCUGCAGGCUCCGGAUGCCUGGAAAACCAUGUUCCUGGCGAGCUUUGGCACGCUGUCCGCCAUCCGCUACUUCCGACGGCAGGCCAGAGAAGGACGCCCGCGGACCUAG
Molecule: messenger RNA, 2091 nt
Organism: Cygnus atratus (black swan)
Lineage: Eukaryota; Metazoa; Chordata; Aves; Anseriformes; Anatidae
Gene: PERM1
Product: PPARGC1 and ESRR induced regulator, muscle 1
Exons: 3
Coding region: 1-2091 (696 amino acids)
Biological process (GO): response to muscle activity; regulation of DNA-templated transcription
Cellular component (GO): cytoplasm; nucleus
Source: RefSeq, a predicted model, not a curated record